This is a messenger RNA of Brassica rapa (field mustard), 4252 nucleotides long. RefSeq names its product protein argonaute 6. Gene Ontology annotation, molecular function: RNA binding; protein binding. Lineage: Eukaryota; Viridiplantae; Streptophyta; Magnoliopsida; Brassicales; Brassicaceae. The record is from RefSeq and is a predicted model, not a curated record.
GCUCGAUGAGUCAAAAUAAAACGUAUAGAAAACAAAGGCAUUAAAGACCAUCAUAAAAACACUUGAUUCACGCUGAAAAUCAGGACACCGGUACCGCGGUACGAUACACCUCCAAAAACCUAUAAAAGAAGAAUGAUAAGCCAAGAAAAGUGAUCCAGUUCUCUCGAUAGCGAAAACGAUAGUGUUUCAAUACAUAUACUUAAAAAGAUUUUGAGUUUUCAUUUUUUAAAUAGUUUCAAACAUAAUUUUCGAUUUUCAAAAAGAAAUUUUGAAAAAAAAUUCAAACAAAAAAACUAUUAUAAAAAGUUUGAAUAUGAAAAAUUAUAAUUCGAAAACAUAAAAAAUAUUUUUUAUUUAUUUAAAUAAUUAUUUAUUAUAUAUAUAGAGAAUAAAUGUACAAAAGUUUUUUGUCAUUUAAUAAAAAUGUCCUUUUAAUGAUGAUAAAAAUGAACAAUGAUACCAUGAAAAUAGUAAACAUGAAAUUUUCUCAAAUAUGAAUAAUAAAAAAUAAGGAAAUUUUAACUAUGUUUACAUCUAACAAAUAUAUUAAAGUAUAAAUAAUGAUAUUAUAUAUAAAAUAUUUUUAAUUCUUCAAAACAUCUCUAACUAAUCAAAGUUAUAUCAAAAUAAUUGACUACUACAUUAUUAACACAAAUGAAAUUAAUUAAAUAAGUAUACUAAAAAAAUGUUUAAGUUAGAUGACAUUAAAACUUAUAAAUUUUGACAAACAAACCACCUAAAAUCUCUAAUAUUAAUUAAAGAUACAUAUAUAUACUUAAAAAUAUCGAAUUCAGUUUUAUUUACCCACUCCUAAAUUUUAAUUUUAAAAUUUUUGUAAACUACUUUCAGUUCAAAUUCAAAUUAGUCAAAUACAAGUUUGGUUCUUUUUUACUGAUCUCAAUUCUAAAUUUUUUAUCUGGGACAGAUUAAAUUACCCAAAAAUGGUAUCAUUUUAAUUUAUUUUUUUCCGUCACGCGGCGAGACAGUUCCCUCCAUUGUUUUGCCUUUUUCUGGGGAAAAACCCUGAGAGAGCUGACGAAGCGCAGAAGAAAUGAGCUAAUAGUCCCCACACACACACAGUGCUCAACCCUAGAAUCCGCCUUCCUGAUUCUUCUUCCAAGGUACACACUCGACAUUUCCACUUUUCUCUCCGACCGAUUCCGUUGUCCCGGAGAGAGAUGAGAUGUUUCGUGUUCCCGCUCGUGAUUUCUCUCCUCAGGCAAAAUUUCGCUCGCUGUUGUUGAUUUAGAGCUAGGGUUUUACUCUUUUGUCCUUGAGAAACACACACCUUGCAUGCCGCAGCAGUUGAAUCGACUGAAUUAUUCUUCCCAAGAAAGAUGCCUGUAACGCCAGAAGAACCGAGCCGUCGAGAUUAUGCGGUCACAGCUAGGCUUGGGGUUGGAAGCACAGGCAGGAGAAUACAGUUGUGCACCAAUCACUUCAAUGUCUCUGUUGGACAGCCGGAUGUUGUUUUCUACCAGUACACUGUUAGUAUCACCACAGAAGACGGUGAGAAUGUCCAAGGGAAAGGAAUUGGCAGGAAACUUAUUGACCAACUUUACAAGACUUACUCUUCUGAUCUUGAUGGUAAAAGGUUGGCCUUCGAUGGAGAGAAGACUUUGUAUACCGUUGGUCCUCUCCCACAGAACGACUUUGACUUUCAAGUCAUCUUGGAAGCUUCUUUUUCCAAACGUGACUGUGGCGUCUCUGAUGGUGGUAGUCCUUCUGGUUCUUCCAAGAGAUCAAAGCGCUCUUUCCUGCCAAGAAGUUACAGGGUCCAAAUCCACUUUUCAGCAAAAAUACCCUUAAGGAGUGUUCUUGCCACUCAGAGAGGAGUUGACACAUCAGAUAACAGCACUCAGGAUGCAGUUAGAGUGCUUGACAUUGUACUGAGACAGCAAGCAGCUGAAAGGGGGUGCCUGUUAGUCAGACAGGCAUUUUUCCUUAACGAUGUGAACUCUGUUGAUGUUGGGGGAGGCGUAAUAGGGAUUCGAGGUUUCCAUUCCAGCUUUCGUCCAACCGAUGGAGGACUCUCGCUUAACAUUGACGUGUCAACGACUAUGAUCUUAAAACCAGGUCCAGUUAUCGAAUUUCUGAAAGCCAAUCAGAAUGUUGAGUUGCCUAGACAGAUCGACUGGAUUAAGGCCAGCAAAGUGCUUAAAAAUCUGAGGGUAAAGGCAUCACACCGUAACAUGGAAUUCAAAAUUAUAGGUCUAAGUGCGAAACCGUGCAAUCAGCAGCUAUUUACAAUGAAAAUUAAAGAUGGCGAGUGUGAAGGACAGACUAAAGAGAUUACUGUGUAUGAGUAUUUUAAGCAAACUUACACAGAGCCUACUUAUUCUGCGUACUUGCCAUGCCUUGAUGUCGGCAAGCCAGAUCGCCCCAACUAUCUUCCACUGGAGUUCUGUAAUCUUGUAUCUCUGCAACGUUACACAAAAGCAUUGUCAGUGAGGCAAAGAGCUUUACUUGUUGAAAAGUCAAGACAAAAACCCCUAGAGAGAAUUAAAGCACUCAAUGAUGCAAUGCACACCUACUGCUAUGAUAAAGAUCCGUUUUUAGCCGGAAGCGGCAUAUCUAUUGAAAAACAAAUGACUCUAGCUGAAGGCCGGGUUCUAAAUCCCCCAACGCUGAAGUUUGGAAAGAAUGAGGAUUUUUUACCUAGCAACGGACGCUGGAACUUUAACAAGAAGAUGCUUAUAGAACCAAGGGCUAUUAAGAACUGGGCUGUAGUCAACUUUUCUUUUCCAUGCGACAGUAGUCACAUUUCCCGUGAGCUCAUAAGCUGUGGCAUGAGGAAAGGCAUUGAAAUUGAUCGACCUUUUGCACUAGUUGAAGAGGAACCCCAGUCUAAAAACUUGAGUGCUGUUAAAAGGGUAGAGAAAAUGAUUGCAAAGAUGAAGUCGAAAUUUCCAAUCGAUCCUCCUCAUUUCAUUCUCUGUGUCUUGCCAGAACGGAAGAACUCAGAUAUCUAUGGUCCCUGGAAGAAGGUUUGUCUCACUGAAGCAGGGAUCAACACGCAAUGCAUCUGCCCUACGAAGAUCAAUGACCAAUAUCUCACCAAUGUACUUCUGAAGAUAAAUUCUAAGCUUGGCGGCAUAAAUUCUCUGUUGGGAAUGGAGUGCUCUUCCAACAUUCCAUUGAUUAACAAAAUUCCCACCUUAAUCUUGGGUAUGGAUGUAUCUCAUGGGUCUCCAGGUCGUGCAGAUGUUCCUUCGAUAGCAGCGGUUGUUGGUUCAAAAAACUGGCCCUUGAUCUCAAGGUACAGGGCAGCUGUGAGAACUCAGUCACCAAAAAUGGAGAUGAUUGAUUCGCUCUUCCAACCAGUCGAGGACCCUGUGAACGGAGACAACGGUAUCAUGAACGAAUUGUUUGUGGAAUUUUUCAAGACAAGCAACGCACGAAAGCCUAAGCAGAUUAUCAUAUUCAGGGAUGGAGUAAGUGAAUCACAGUUCAACCAAGUCUUGAACAUUGAGGUGGAUCAGAUUAUAAAGGCGUAUCAACGUCUUGGUGAAACCGAUGUGCCGAAAUUCACUGUCAUCGUGGCUCAGAAAAGACACCACACGAAGUUGUUUCAAGCCAAGGGUCAUGAAAAUGUUCCUGCAGGAACCGUUGUGGACACCAAGAUUGUACAUCCGACCAACUACGAUUUUUACAUGUGUGCUCAUGCAGGGAUAAUAGGAACUUCAAGACCAGCUCACUAUCAUGUUUUGCUGGAUGAGAUUGGUUUCUCUCCGGAUGAGUUGCAGAAUCUCAUCCAUUCUCUCUCCUAUGUCAACCAGCGGAGCACAACUGCAACCUCAAUUGUGGCUCCAGUUAGAUACGCUCAUCUCGCAGCAGCUCAAUUUGCGCAGUUCACAAAGUUUGAAGAUAUAUCGGAAGAGAAAGUCCCGGAGCUUCCACGUUUGCACGAGAGAGUCGAAAGCAACAUGUUCUUCUGCUGAGUAGAUAAAUAAAUAUAAGUAGACGUAGUUCUGCUUACUCUCUAGUCUCAAGCCUAAUGAACUCUCUUUGGAGGAAAGCUUAUCGUUUUGCAUAUAUACGCAGUCAUCAUCUAGCGUACAGUCUUAAUAGGAGUAUGGAGAAGGAAGAGCCCUCUCGUAGAUUUUGUUUUCAAAAGAGGCUCGUAGGAUUAUUACUAUUAUUCGUAGCCCAAGUGUGCUUGCUUACUGAAGGACACACAGUGUUUACCGUUUUUGUUGAUUUCCUUAAAACAGCGGUUUACAAGGCUUCGGGUUAAAAUUCGGUUUAUUUA